UCCUUUUCUACUUCCCUUUUUUUUGUCAAGAAAAUAGAAAGAAAAAUAAAAGAGGUACUUGGCAGACUAGAAUCUCUAGCAGAACAAAAGGAUCUUAUAGGUCUCAGAGAAGGUGUUGGAGGGAAAUUAUCUGAAAGAUUGCCCACCACUUCUUUGGUUGAAGAAUCUGAUAUUUGUGGUAGGAGUGAUGACAAGGAGGCAAUCAUUAAAAUGUUGCUCUCAGAUGAUGCACGUGGUAAUGAGAUAGGUGUGAUUGUCAUAGUCGGUAUGGGGGGGAUUGGGAAGACUACCCUUGCUCAACUUGUAUACAAUGACAACCAGGUGAAUAAGUACUUUAACCUUGAAGCAUGGGUUUGUGUUCCUGAAGAAUUUGACGUGUUCAAGGUAACAAAAACAAUUCUGGAGGCAGUAACUUUGGCACCUUGUUAUAUCACGGAUCUAAAUCAGCUUCAACUCAGACUAAAGGAAAGUUUAAUGGGAAAGAAGUUUCUAAUUGUUUUAGAUAAUGUUUGGAAUGAGAAUUAUGAUCACUGGGAGGCAUUGUGUAAACCCUUCAAAUCAGGGGCUAAAGGAAGUAAGGUCAUUGUAACAACACGUAAUAAUAGUGUUGCAUUAGUUGCUAGUGCAAUGUCUUAUCAUCUAAAGGAGUUACCAAAAGAAGAUUGUUGGUCACUAUUUGCAAAACAUGCAUUCCUUGAUAACAACUCUAAUGAACAUGGAGAGUUUGAAGUAAUAGGUAGAAAAAUCAUGGAAAAGUGCAGCGGUCAUCCAUUAGCAGUCAAGACAAUCGGUGAUCUAUUAAGAUCUAAACCGGAUGUUGAUGAAUGGGAUAAGAUAUUGAAGAGUGAAUUAUGGGAUUUGCCGAGGGAUAAUAUGCGCUUUUUUCCAGCUCUAAGAUUAAGUUACAAAUAUCUCCCUUCACAUCUAAAGCGAUGCUUUGCUUAUUGUUCAAUAUUCCCAAAGGAUUAUGCUUUCAAAAAAGAUCAAUUAAUCUUGUUAUGGAUGGCAGAAGGUUUCCUACCGCAACCCAAAAACAAAACAAUGGAAGAAGUUGGCAAUGAGUAUUUCCUCACUCUAGAAUCAAGAUCAUUAUUCCAAAAAUCAAGUGACGACAAGUCAUGUUUUGUAAUGCAUGAUCUUGUGAGCGAUUUAGCAAAAUCUAUAUCUAAACAAUUUAUUUUAAGGUUGGAGGGUGAUUGUUCUUGCGAGAUUGUAAAUAGUACUCGCCACUUGUCCUAUUUUUCCAAACAAUAUUUUCAUAGCUUGAAGAAGUUUAAGACCCUUCACAAGGCUAAGAGGUUGCGCACUUUUCUACAUUUAAAUAUGUUCAGUUACUACCACUUGACUAGAAAAGUAGUACAUGAUUUAUUGCCAACACUAAGAUGCUUGCGGGUGCUUUCUCUGUCGAACUAUGGGAACAUUACUGAAUUGCCUGAUUCAAUUGGCAAAUUUAAAUAUCUACGUUUCUUGGAUCUUUCUUCCACUAGUGUUGAAAAAUUGCCCGAUUCCAUAUGUAAGUUGUGCAAUUUGCAAACAUUGAGAUUAUCACAUUGUGAAUAUCUUGUUGGAUUGCCAAGAGAUUUGUGGAAACUCGUUAAUUUGCGUCAUCUUGAUAUUACCGAAACUGGAAUAAAAGAGAUGCCAAUAGAACUCGGUAGAUUAAAAUGCCUCCAAACGUUGACAAAAUUUGUUGUCAAUAAUCGUAGUGGGUCUUGCAUCGGAGAGUUAGGAAAACUUGCAAAUCUUCGGGGAUCACUUUCUAUUUCGGGGCUCCAAAAUGUUGAAUCUCCUACUGAGACUUUGGAUGCAAGCUUGAGAGAUAAAAAGUACCUCGAAGAGCUGGUAUUAGAAUGGGAAGUUCAUACUAAUUUUGCAGAAAGUCAGAGAAGUGUACUUGAUAGUCUCCGACCCCAUUCAAAUCUAAAAAGCCUUACUAUCAAAUACUAUGGUGGAAUAAGUUUUUCAGAUUGGGUAGGGCACUCUUCAUUCUCUAAACUAGCAUCUCUUCAUUUGCAAAUCUGUAAAUAUUGCAGUAGCUUGCCACCACUUGGGCAACUCCACUCUCUGCAGAACCUCUCUAUUGUUGGAUUUGAUGAAGUUGUUACAGUGGGUCGUGAGUUUUGUGGUAGCGAUUCUUCUUCAGUUAAGGCAUUUGGUGCCCUUAAAGUUCUUAGGUUUGAGCAUAUGAUGAAGUGGGAGGAAUGGAUUUCUUUUGAUGACGAAAAUGGAGGUGGAGCUCUUCCUCAACUUGAAGAGCUUUAUAUUCAUAAAUGUCCUAAGCUAACAGGAGUGUUGCCCAUCCAUCUUCCUUCUUUAGCCAAACUUGAGAUUUGUGGAUGUCCGCAGCUGGUGGCUCCACUCCCAAGGACUCCUGCUAUUCGUGAAUUGGAGCUAAGCUAUUGUAAUGAGAUGUUGUUAAAGGAAUUGCCAACUGGAAUGCAGAAGCUCAAAAUUGAAGGAUUUAAUGCACUAGAGUCCCUCCCAGAAGGAAUGAUAGACUCCAACGGUGGUCUUCAAGAGUUGGUGAUCGUUGAGUGUUCUUCACUUAUGUCCCUUCCAAAGGAUGGCCUUCCCUCUACAUUAAAAACUCUUCAGAUCAGUGUUUGUUCUUCACUUGUGUCCCUUCCUAAGGAUGGUCUUCCCUCUACAUUAAAGACCCUCUACGUCAAUAGAUGUACGAAGUUAGAGCUCCCAACAAACCUUGACUAUUCAUCCAUUGAAAAAUUGGUGUUGUCUAAUUGUGAUUCUUUCAAGUCCUUUCGAUUAGAUCUAUUCCCAAUGCUUAAUCACAUCGAAAUCUUGAAGUGUAGCAAUCUUGAAUCUCUUAUAGUUCCGGAACAUUGCGAACAAAAUUUAGUGGCCUUGCAUAUAUUAGUAUAUUCUUGCCCAAAUUUUGUAUCUUUUCCAAAAGGAGGAUUACGUGCCCCCAGCCUUACGUCGUUUGCGGUGAUGAGUUGUGGGAGUCUGAGAUCACUUCCUGAGAAAAUGCAACUACUCCUUCCAUCUCUUCAGGAAUUACAUAUAAGUAAUUGUCCAGAAGUUGAGUCAAUUCCUGAAGGGGGCUUGCCUUCCUGUUUGAAAUCAAUUCACUUCAAUGGCUGUGACAAACUCAUUGAGAGUCGGAUGGGAUGGGGUUUGCAGAACCUCCCCUUUCUUAGAAAGUUGUCCAUAGGUGGCAAAUCUGAAGAUGUGGUGUCCUUCCCAGAGGCGCAAUUGUUGCCCACUAGUCUGACCUCUCUUUCUAUCUCUUACUUUCCAAAUUUGAAAUAUUUGUACAAGAACGGGCUUCAACGGCUCACUGCCCUUGAAAACCUGGAGAUCAAGAACUGCCCUAAGCUCAAGUACAUGCCAGAACAGGGGUUGCCUACCACCCUUUCCAUUCUACAAAUCUCCAACUGUCCUUUGUUGAAGAAAAAGUGGCAAAGUAAAAAAGGAAAAGAAUGGCGCAAGAUUGCUGACGUCGAACAGAUAUUGAUUGGUUGGGAAUUGAUUGAAUAAGCUAAAAGUCUAGCAAGAGUUCCCCAAGCAGCCUUUGUCGCACCCCUCAAAUGUCAAUUGAAAACAAGUACAUAUGAUGUGGGCAAUCGAUCCUCUCUCCCAAUGGAGGUAAGGAGUUGGGCUUGGUGCUAACAAGGAUAAUGGGUCGUGGUCAUUCAGUUAAAUCAAGGCUGGAUUUGAUUGAAUUGGAGCUUUUGGUGUUUGAUAAAGCAGAAUGCUUUGCCCACUUGUUACUUCUUCAUUUGCUUCACCAUUCUCGACAUAAGCAGUACUAAAAGUUCAAUGGAGACCUAUGGACCUUGUGAAACUGUUGUGCCAAAUCGACAUCAUGGGCAUUUCGGUUUCUUUUUCUUUUGUUGGAAGUGUAGGUUCUAAAUUACCAUUCAGUACCUGAUCUCCUGAAAGCUGCUACAUGAGAAAAGAAUGGGAGGAUGUCUAAUUACAGCCAGCACUAAACCAAUUGCAAGCUAGUACUAGUUCUGAUACCUUCAAUUAUCGAACUGUUGAGAUGAGAAAUUGAAGCUGGAUUUGGAUGGUGACAUUAUCUGUUGACUUGCUGAUAAUUUGGACUGCAAUACAAACUGUAGUUGUGUCGUUAUGCCGAUCUCUUCAUCAAUUGAGAGCACUAGAAGCAGCUUCCCUAAAUCUCAUUCCAUUUCCUAAAUAUGUUAUGAGAGCUCCCAAAUGGUAUAAAUGUCCUGUUGGUGUGUCUUUUUUAACUUUGGGGGCAAGCACUUCUCGUGCAUGUGUUCCAGUUGGUGUUUCAGAGGUUUAUGCGCACAACUUAGGCACUGAAGACGGUUUGGUCAGUCAAUUGGCAAAAUGGACUGAUACAUCUUUAGCAAGCUCUCUUGUCAACCUUGUUAUCGGGGGCUCAAAACAAUUGCAAUGAGAACCCAUUUGCUUUGAGCAGAGUCUUGAUCACCCAGCAUUUGAGGGUGGUGUCCAAUGUGCUUUUACUGUUGGUGAUUACAAGUGCAUAUCUGCAAAUAAAAUGGCUGGUGCUUUUAGUUAUUUUUCGCAUUGGCAGUGCAUCUUGUGGGAAAGCAUGUGGGAUCGAUACUUUAAGAUGAGCCCUUCACCUUACCUAAAGAACUGCUAAUUCUCUGAAAUGGGUCGUGUACGUACCAGAUGAGUCUGCUACUAAGAUUGAGGAAAUUAAGGUUGAUAAGGAAACCAUCGGCAUGCUUGCUGCCCUUGGCUGGGGUUGUUGAAGCUGAGCUACAGCCUGUGGUUUCUGCCCAGACAUUUGGUCGUGGUCCGGGUGGGGCUGGUGGAAAUAGGAGAGGCGUCCAUGUUUAUGUGUAGUGGAAGUCAAGUUUGUUAGGCUGGAAAAAAGAAGAAAGUUGAUCGCAUUGCCAGGGGCAGGAAUGGUAGAUGCACAUUUCUUGACGUUACCGGCCAAAUGGUCAAUCACCUUUAUAUUGUUGGGUUUGAUGAAGUUGUUAUAGCGGGUAAUGAGUUUUGUAGCAGUGGUUCUUCUUCAGUUAAGCCAUUUGGUGCUCUUAAAGUUCUUAGCUUUGAGCAUCUGUUGAAGUGGGAGGAAUGGAUUUCUUUUGGUGACGAAAAUGGUGUGAAGCGGGAGCUUUUCCUAAACUUAAAGAGCUUUAUAUUAAGGACUGCCCAAGCUCGUCAUUAAUGGAUUUCAUGCACUACGGUCCCUACUGAAGGGAGUGAUGGAAUCUAAUUGUUGUCUUCGAGAAUUAGAAAUCCAUGAAAAUGGAUUUCCCUCUACAUUAGAAAUCCAGGAGGAUUGUGUGCCCCCAACCUUACAUCAUUUACGAUGAAGGGGUUUGCAAAAACUGCAUUUUCUUAGAAAUUUGUCAAUCGGUGGAAAAUAUGAAGAAGCAGAGUCCUUCCCAGAGGCACAGUUGCUGCCCACCAGUCUAACGUCUCUUUUCAUAUGGGACUUUCUAAAUUUGAAAUCUUUAGACAAGAAGGGGCUUCAACACCUUAGUGCUCUUGAAACAUUGUGGAUCAAUAACAGCCCUAAGCUCAAGUACAUGCCGGAAUCGGGGCUGCCUCCCUCUCUUUCUAUUUUAUGUAUUUGGGAAUGUCCUUUGUUGAAGAAAGAGUGGCAAAGUAAAAAAGGAAAAGAAUGGCACAAGAUUGCUCACGUUGAACAGAAAUUGAUUGGUCGCAAAUUGAUUGAAUAAGCUAAAAGUCUAGCAAGAGUCCCAAAAUUUCAUUAUGAUGACUCUGCACGAGCCGCCUUUGUCGAACACCUCAAUUGUCGAUUCAAAAGAAGUACAUGUGAUGUCGGCAACUGAUCCUCUUGUCCAACGGAGGGAAGGAGUUGGGUUUGGUACUUACAAGGAUAUAUAUAGUGGAUCAUCAUCGCCAUUGUCAUCAACUUUCAAAAGCUUUUGCGAGCUUUGAGAGUGAUUUCUGGCCUCUUCGAAAUGUUCCCUGUGGUACUGUAGAUAUUCCAAGAAUGUGUUCCAAAAGGAAAAAAAACUUUUAGAGUGGGAUGCUAAUGCGGUGGCAUCUGGAAGGGUUGCUGUAGUUCAUCCUAUAGAAACAGAGAAUGAAUAGAGUUCCACGCAAUUCAUCGCCCUGAGCCAGCAUCAUGCUCUUCAGGAGGCUUCUAAACUUUCAGCAGCAGUAGGAGAACCAGGAUUAGCAGAACAUACUCAUCAUUCCAGACAAAUUUGCUUUUGAUCUCUUGAAAUGAGUGAUUUAGUAUAGUAAAUUACUGUAUAGACAAUAUCUACAUGGGAAAAGAUAAUCAUUGGCAGCUAAGGAGUUUCUUGUGGCUGCUGUGUGAUCCCUGUUAAGGUACUAAAAGUUCAAUGAAAACCUAUGGACCUUGUGAAACUGUUGUGCCAAAUUGACAUCAUGGGCAUUUCCGUUUCUUUUUCUUUUGUUGGAAGUGUAGGUUCUAAAUUACCAUUCAGUACCUGAUCUCCUGAAAGCUGCUACAUGGGAAAAGAAUGGGAGGAUGUCUAAUUACAGCCAGCACUAAACCAAUUGCAAGGUAGUACUAGUUCUGAUACCUUCAAUUAUCGAACUGUUGAGAUGAGAAACUGAAGCUGGAUUUGGAUGGUGACAUUAUCUGUUGACUUGCUGAUCAUUUGGACUGCAAUACAAACUGUAGUUGUGUCGUUAUGCUGAUCUCUUCAUCAAUUUAGAGCACUAAAAGCAGCUUCCCUAAAUUUCAUUCAAUUUCCUAAAUAUGUUAUGAGAGCUCCCAAAUGGGUAUAAAUGUUUCGGGACCUCGCCGGGACUUGAUCGUGACUCGACCGGACCUGCCCGAGACCCAGCCGGGACUUGACCGGGACCUGCCCGAACCUACUUAGGACUCGCCAGGACUUGACUGAGACCUGCUCCCGAGACUCGCCAGGGACUUGACCAAUAGUCGCCUAAAACUUGCCUGGGACCCUGCUGGGCACUACCCGGGACUUGACUGGGACCCGCUCGAGACCUGCCCGACAUUUGCCCACGACUUGCCCGAGACUCCGCCGGGACUUGACUAGGACUCGCCCAGGACCCGCCCGGUACUCGGUGAAAAACAUUUUCCUUGAAAAUGAUUUCUUAUAAAACAUAUUUCGGUAUUUGGCAUGUAUGAAAAACCAAGCAGGUCCGAGUCGUCAAAAAACAUUUUCAGCAGAAAUCAUUUUCGUGGAAAACAUUUUUUCGUAUUUGGUGUGUACACAAAAUCAUAUUAAACACUAAAUUACGAAAAUAUCCCUAUCGGGUCUUGGGCGGGUCCUGCUAGAGUCUUGGGAUGAUCCUGACGGGGUCCUGAUAGGGUUUAGGUUGGGUCCCGAGUGAGUCGCAAUGGGGUCCUUGAGGGACUCGGUUCGGACACCUUUAAGACUUGGUUAGGACAUUUUCGUAAUUUAAAGUUUAAUAUAAUUUAAUAAAAAAAAUAUAUAAAAAAAAUUGAUAUU
This is a messenger RNA of Corylus avellana, 7391 nucleotides long. Lineage: Eukaryota; Viridiplantae; Streptophyta; Magnoliopsida; Fagales; Betulaceae. The record is from RefSeq and is a predicted model, not a curated record.